Molecule: messenger RNA, 2429 nt
Organism: Eleginops maclovinus (Patagonian blennie)
Lineage: Eukaryota; Metazoa; Chordata; Actinopteri; Perciformes; Eleginopidae
Gene: tex47
Product: testis expressed 47
Exons: 9
Coding region: 43-786 (247 amino acids)
Source: RefSeq, a predicted model, not a curated record
UCCAUGGUAACUCUGCGGAGCUCCUAAAACAAAUGAAACAAAAUGACUGUGGGGACUUCAGAGAAAAUGAGGAAUUUCUCUUUGGACAGAGACUCUGAGCACAUGAAAGAAGACACAACGACCAUGUUCGAUGUGUUCCACUGUCACAUGAGAGAGAGGAUCGUGCUACAGCGGCUGAUAGUGAUUGCUCGGCUCCCCCACGACCUCACUGACAGGACAGAACUUGGAGCUCAUUACGAGAGACUCAACUUUCAGCUCAGCAAACGGUACUCAUUGGAUCUGAUGACGGGCCGGCUGUACAUGUACCCAUCCUGUCUGCUGCAUGUCAUCGAAUCAUCCAGGGAGGUGCUGCUUUCUGUUCUGAAAGACCUUAAAGACAUGCAACAGACAGACGGUACCUUGCUGGAAGCUCCCAGGGUUGUGUUCAUGGCACAUAAUCCUCAAAGCAGGCUGUUCCAACAGUGGAGCUACAAGGUGCUCGAUGCAGACCAGGUGGCAGGAGACCCUGGAGCUAAGGAUCUUGAGGAUGAGGAGGAGACCACAGAGACUUUAGUUUGCACGGUUCUGUCAGGGCUGCAGAAACUGGAGAAAUCUAAAAAGGCUUAUCCCUGGUCAGUACCGGAUGAGACCCCGGAGCUGAUCGUGUCUCAGAGGGUUCUCUACAAGCUUUUGGCUCGAGAUGAGCUCCUGACGCCACAGCAACACCUCCAGAUGUACAACUCACCGCUAAACAUCCGCAUGGACUUUGGACAAGUAAUCCGCAGCAGCUGCAUCACUAAAGUUUAAUGUUUUGGACAAAAGCUCAAAGAAUGUUAGGCCUACACUAAACUGCCUUGGAUGUGACUGAAGUCUUCCUAGAGGAGAGAAAUCACCAUGACAGUUUAAUACCAACAUUUAAUAUACUGCAGCUUUUUGUUUUGUUCUUCAAUAUGCUUCUUUCUCUUCCAAAUGCUGGUACAUAAAACAUCUGUUUAUGUGGAAUAACAUUGACAUCACAUUUGCAACAAAGGCACAGAAAACUCCAGGUAAUAUAAAAACAUUUUUUAAUAGUUUCAACAUUCGGAUGAGGUUAAUUUUUAUCUAUCUUACUUUACACUCCACUUGGUGACCGGGAGAUAGCAUGACCAAGAAAAAAGGCAUUUCCUCUUUAAUCCAAAAACUUGAAAGAGUCCACAGCGUCACUACAGUUUCACACAAAGAUUUUUUAAGUCUCAAAAGAUUCCUUGAUCACUCAUGUGUUCCCUUUUUAUUUUGGCCCCCAUUAGUUGGAACAUAAAGCAAAAACAAGGGAAGAAAAGAAGACUUCGAGAUGAAUUUUUGCAAUGGCUGCAUGCACCACAGUGUAAUCUACAAAUACUUUGAGUUAAAACAAAUGCAGCAUGUUUUCAUCUUGCUCGCUAUAUGAUUUCUGGAGCUUUUCUAAAGAUUGUAUUCCUUUGAGAGCGCAGUAAUCUGGGCACAAACAUAACGACAGAUUGAUUUCCUGACAGUGAUCUCUGUUCUGAGCCAGAUGUGCUUUUCUUAUUUGCUAUAGACAAAAAUGGGGGAAACAGUAAAUCAUGAUUGUUUCGGAACAAAAGGGUGGAAAGUUUGACUAAAAAAGGUCAAAGGGCAGCACUAAAUUCAUCUUCUUCUUUUAUAAAGGUUGAUCUAUUCACUUAUAAAAAAUAAAUACAAGCACAUUUAUAUAGGACCAAAGAUGAGACACAUUUCGUAGGCAUGGUUUAAAAAAGCAUGCUGCCGAGUUUCACACAGGACGAUGUCGAAUCAAACGCCCACCCACACCUCCCGACCCAAAACUGACACUUUUUAUCAAAUACCCCACCACCCUCUUUUACUUGAAAAUAUGUCCACAACACAAACAGUCCGCCUUUAUCACAAACUAUGAGGUGAACAUCGUCUAUCACCAAUACAUUCCACCUAUUCAUGUAAAAAAAGGCCUUUCGUAUUUGUAGUGCUCAAAGGGCAUGCUUGCAAAAGCUGUAAUACUGGAAACUGUUUCCCGGCUGUCUCUUGCUCGACAGGGUUAUUGUUAAUAAAGUUGUGUUUGAUGAAUACUGUAUGUACAAGCCUUAAUCUGAAACCCUUUAGUACAAAACGAAGAGCAGCACAUUGUAACACAGAACUCCAGACAAAGACAGGACAGACCAUUCACUUCAGCACAGCCAAAUUGCAACACUACUUCAUAAAUAAGAUGUUUUUUAAAUCCUUUAUGUUCAGCAUAUAAAUACUGGUGAUAGAAUUUCAUGCUGUUUUGAUUUAAACUCAGCUGGAGGGUCGGAUUGAAUCAUUGGUGUGAAUUGUAGCACAGCUAAAACUUUAGGUAGAGUUUUUGAUUGACAGAUUAUUCCUAAGAAACCUUUUUGUUAACUGGUUAGAGCUGAAGUGCCAGACAUUUUUUCAUAAAUAAAUAUGUGUUAUUCAAAGCC